AGAAAAAGUGAUGGGGAGUCCAGUCCAGUCCAUAAUAAUGUUUUGUUUGGCCCUUUUGAGCUGCAGGCCUGCCAUGGUUGACAGGUUGAGAGCACUGAGAAGAAACCAUUCUACACCACAGGUUAUUCAUUCCCCUUCUAUAAUUGUCCUAUGAAAGUCACUUCCAAUUCCACUUCUUGCAAUACCUGGUAUUGCAAUUAACACAGCUUCCUUUUCAAAUCCACUGCUACUGCUAAUUGCUUUGUGAUUUCAACUUCAAACCCUUUCUGGGUUUGAUUCCGCUGCUUCAAGUCUGUAUUGAUCUGAUAUUAUCAAUUGGGAAAUUUGUGAAUCCUCUAUUUUAAGCACUUCCCACAUUGGGUUCUUGAGCUUUUGCUUAAUUCCUUCAUGGGUACAGCUUCAACUGGGUACCCAUUUGGAAUCGCUGUCCAUUCACAUGGAAACUCUGCAGUCUCACCCCAUAAAUUGGAAUUCUCGCGCUCUUAUUUCCCUCUCCCCGCUGAAUUUUCAAGAAUCAAUCCCCACUCCGGCUCCGUUUUUCAUAUUUCUUCAAAGUCAUCAGUUUCUAAGAUCCAUAGUUUGCCUGACAUUGAUAAUAUCUUCUGGGACAAAGUUCCAACGCCCAUACUUGAUGUGAUCGAAAAUCCUAUCCAUUUGAAGAAUUUGUCUCUUAAGGAAUUGAAACAAUUAGCUGAAGAAAUUCGUUUGGAGUUGUCUUCCAUUCUUACAAACGUACCGAAAUCUUAUAAGGCCAGUUUGGCAGUUGUGGAGCUGACUGUUGCUUUGCACCAUGUUUUUCAUGCUCCAGUGGACAAGAUACUGUGGGAUGCAGGAGAAGAGACAUAUGCACACAAGAUUCUUACUGGAAGACGACCUCUCAUGAGUACAUUGCUUAAAAAGAAUGGUCUUUCUGGGUCCACAUCUCGAUUGGAAAGUGAAUUUGAUCCAUUUGGUGCUGCACAUGGCUGCAAUAGUGUAUCUGCUGGACUUGGCAUGGCAGUAGCAAGGGAUAUAAAAGGUAAACGUGAAAAAACAGUUACGAUAAUUAACAAUGGGUCAACUAUGGCGGGGCAAGUAUAUGAAGCAAUGAGUAACGUGGGAUAUUUGGACUCAAAUAUGAUAGUGAUCUUAAAUGACAGUCGGCAUUCUUUACACCCAAAACUUGAUGAGGGCUCUAAGACAUCUGUUAGUGCUUUGUCUAGCACCCUCAGCAGGCUUCAGUCCAGCAAAUCCUUUCGAAAGUUUCGUGAAGCUGCUAAGGGUGUAACUAAAAGAAUUGGUAAGGGAAUGCAUGAAUUGGCUGCCAAGGUUGACCAAUAUGCUCGCGGCAUGAUGGGUCCCUCGGGAUCAACCCUUUUUGAAGAGCUUGGACUCUAUUAUAUAGGCCCUGUUGAUGGCCACAAUAUGGAGGACCUCAUUUGUGUUUUACAAGAAGUUGCAUCACUUGAUUCAAUGGGUCCAGUAUUGGUACAUGUCAUAACUGAAGAAAACUAUGCAGUAGAAGGAUAUCAGAGGGGUGCAGGCAGGCAACUGGAUGAUCCAUUGCUGUACGGAAUUAGUUCUCGAACAUAUAGUGAUUGCUUUGUGGAGGCUUUAAUUGUGGAGGCGGAGAAGGACAAAAACAUUGUGACAGUGCAUGCUGGGAUGCAGAUGGAGCCAUCAAUUCAGCUGUUUCGGGAAAGAUUCCCCGAUAAGUUCUUUGAUGUGGGUAUGGCUGAGCAACAUGCAGUCACUUUUGCUGCUGGUUUGUCAUGUGGUGGAUUGAAGCCAUUUUGUGUAAUUCCUUCAGCUUUCUUACAGAGGGCAUACGAUCAGGUGGUACAUGAUGUUGAUCAACAGAGAAUUCCUGUACGUUUUGUAAUAACCAGUGCUGGAUUGGUAGGAUCUGAUGGUCCUAUACAAUGUGGUGCAUUUGAUAUAACAUAUAUGUCGUGCUUACCAAACAUGAUUGUCAUGGCACCAUCAGAUGAGAAUGAGCUAGUGCACAUGGUCGCCACGGCAGCGUGCGUUGAUGAUCAACCAGUAUGCUUUCGAUAUCCACGAGGCUCCAUUGUCACCACUAACAACCUUGCCCUUGAAGGGGUUCCAAUUGAAAUUGGAAAAGGGAGGGUUCUGGCUGAGGGAAAGGAUGUUGCUUUGCUUGGGUAUGGGGCAAUGGUUCAGAACUGCCUCAAUGCUCGAUCGCUUCUCUCGAAGUUUGGUGUCGAGGUUACAGUUGCUGAUGCAAGGUUCUGCAAGCCACUCGACAUAGCGCUUCUCCGACAACUUUGUGAUAACCAUGCAUUUCUAAUCACAGUUGAGGAAGGUUCAAUUGGAGGCUUUGGAUCUCAUGUUGCACAAUUCAUCGCCCUCGAUGGACAGCUAGAUGGAAGAGUCAAGUGGCGACCGAUAGUUCUACCAGAUAAUUACGUAGAGCAGGCAUCACCGCAAGAACAGCUCUCCCUAGCUGGGUUGACUGGAAAUCACAUUGCUGCAACGGCAUUAAGCCUGCUCGGCCGCCCCCGUGAAGCAUUACUCAUGAUGUGUUAGAUCCUGCAUCUCUCAGUCUCUGCUGAAGGCGAAGUAUUCUAACAGUUAAGAUUCACCUAACCAAAGAAGAUGGAAACACAUCGAUACCAAACCACCAGCAUUUUAGGUAUCAAUUUUCUGUACAUUCUGCAUCUAGUUUCUGUGCCAUUUUUAAUGGUUUGCUUUCCUGUUUUCGUAAACAAUUUUUACAACCACUUUCACACAGAGAAAUGGAAGAUCUUUGAUUCUUCAUCCUACUGUUUUUGUCUUCUGAUUACAAUGUAAAUGGAGAGCAAAAAUUUGCAUGUAAAGUCCAAAUUUCUCCAUAUAUUUCCAGUAUUAUAUGUAAGUUUAAAAACUUCAAGAAUAUUGAUUCGUGUAUCUUCUGAAUGGCUAAGCCGCUAAACUAACGAAUUUGCCAAUUUCUUAAAAAGCCCAAA
Molecule: messenger RNA, 2948 nt
Organism: Benincasa hispida (wax gourd)
Lineage: Eukaryota; Viridiplantae; Streptophyta; Magnoliopsida; Cucurbitales; Cucurbitaceae
Gene: DXPS3
Product: 1-deoxy-D-xylulose 5-phosphate synthase 3
Biological process (GO): terpenoid biosynthetic process
Molecular function (GO): 1-deoxy-D-xylulose-5-phosphate synthase activity
Source: RefSeq, a predicted model, not a curated record